Messenger RNA from Gossypium raimondii (Peruvian cotton), 3282 nucleotides. Its product is annotated as putative receptor-like protein kinase At3g47110. Gene Ontology annotation, biological process: protein phosphorylation. NCBI's taxonomy places the organism in Eukaryota, Viridiplantae, Streptophyta, Magnoliopsida, Malvales, Malvaceae. The transcript is spliced from 2 exons. Gene Ontology annotation, molecular function: protein binding; protein kinase activity; ATP binding. Bases 47 to 3166 code for a protein of 1039 amino acids. The record is from RefSeq and is a predicted model, not a curated record.
UACAAAUUGUGAAACUCCCAAGAGCAGGCAGCCAUAUUAGUAAAGCAUGGAAUACGUGCAGUUUUUGGUGCUGCUUUUCUCCUUGUUUCAGAUUCACAUAAACUCUUGUAUGUGCCAGCAUAUGGGGGAGUUGGAUUCAACAACCGACAAAGCAGCCUUGCUAUCAUUCAAACUCCAACUCAAUGAUCCUCUAAAUUCACUUUCAGGUUGGACCCGCAACUCGACUUCUCACUGCACCUGGUUUGGUAUAUCUUGCACCAGCAAAGGGUCCCGAGUUGAAUCUCUCCAACUCAGUUCACUCGGCCUUGUUGGCCCCUUACCUCCUUCUCUCUCAAACCUCACUUCCCUUCGCACGCUUAACCUUUCCCACAACUUAUUUCACGGUCAAUUUCAGUUGGAGUUUAGUAAGCUUUCCCAUCUUCGACAUAUUGACCUCAGAAAUAACUCCAUUAAUGGCACUCUUCCUGUUGCUCUUUCUCAUUGCCUUAACCUUAAAACACUAAGAUUGCAAGGGAACAAAUUUAGUGGAAACCUUCCACCUCAACUAGGCAACUUCCAAAGGCUUAGUAUCCUUAGCAUCUCCAUCAAUAAUCUCACAGGUUCAAUCCCCCCUACAUUUGGGAACCUUUCCUCUUUAACCUAUCUUGCUCUGGCAAGAAACAUGUUAAUCGGUGAAAUUCCAAGUGAGUUUGGUCAGCUUAAAAAGCUUCAACAUAUUCAGCUUUCUGAAAAUCAUCUCUCAGGCCAAAUCCCUUCUUCUAUUUUCAACAUUUCUUCUUUGGUUUUCUUGUCUGUCACACAUAAUAACCUUUCAGGAAGCCUUCCAAUUCCAAAUGAUAAUCAUAGAUUUCAGGCUCUCCCAAAUGUCAGAGAAGUAUAUUUGGCACUAAACUGGUUUGAAGGAAUCCUACCUGCUUAUCUAUCUAACGCUUCAAACAUUGAAUGUCUUGAUCUGUCUAGGAAUAGAUUUCAUGGUCCGAUUCCUUUGUUUGGCAACAUGAGAAAACUUAUAAUGCUGGACCUUGGUCAAAAUCUUUUCUCCUCUAGCACUGCUCGGAAUGUUCACUUCAUUGAUUCCCUUUCAAACUGUACUCAGCUUGAAUAUCUGAGGAUAAAUUCCAACAGACUUUCCGGUGAAUUUCCCUCAGUGGCGAAUCUGUCAACCAAUAUCCAACAUUUAUGCAUUUCUGACAAUUUCUUGACUGGUGGCUUCCCUCAGGGGAUGGACAAGUUCCAAAAUCUGAUAUCUCUUUCACUUGAGAUGAACUCUUUGACAGGUGAUAUUCCCAGGAGCAUAGCCAAACUCGGAAACUUGCAAAACUUUUUGGUGCACCAGAAUAUUUUCUCUGGAGAAAUCCCAGAAAUCUUUGCUAAUCUUACACGAGUUUCUAGUAUCGUAAUGAGGAAUAACCAGUUUUCUGGUAAAAUUCCCACCAGCCUUGGAAAUUGUCAGCAGCUACAAACAUUGGACCUGUCUUGGAAUAGGCUAAAUGGAAGCGUACCAGAAGAGGUUUUCAAGCUUUCUGGUUUAAACUACUUGGUUUUGGAGCAUAACAUGCUUUCGGGUCCUCUCCCCAGUGAUGUUGGCAACUUGAAGCAGCUUCAAGUGAUUGAUGUUUCCGAUAAUAACUUGUUCGGAACUUUAACUUCAUCAAUCAGUGGCUGUUCAAGUUUGCUAUACCUCAACAUGUCAAGGAACAAUCUCAGUGGUGAAAUACCGAGUUCAUUAGCAAAUAUAUUACCACUAGAGGUUUUGGAUCUCUCUUCCAACAAUCUUUCUGGACCAAUUCCACAAGAGUUGGCAAAUCUUAAGUCACUCAAGUUCUUAAAUUUGUCUUCCAAUUAUUUGGAAGGAGAUGUUCCUACGGGAAAUAUCUUCUCAAAUCUCAGCUCGUCUUCGAUCCGGGGUAACGACGACCUUUGCAGUGCUGACAAAGAAAUUGCCAGAAAUCUGCAACUUCAUCAAUGCAAAACAAAGGGAAGACAGAGUAAUCAUUUGAUCAAAAUUUUAGUUCCAAUUUCCGGAGCUACACUGUUUAUAUGUUUGGUUUUUUGCUUUGUGUGGGCAUUGAUAUCCAGAAGGAAGAAAAACAGGGUGAAGGGCAGUCAAUCUUUACUUUCAUUGAAAGGGUUACCGCCGUUGAUAUCUUACUCUGAUAUCCAGAUUGCUACAAGCCAUUUUACAGCUGAAAACCUGCUUGGCAAGGGAGGUUUCGGGUCGGUUUACAAAGGUACGUUCAACACUGGUGACGAUGGAGCUUCCAUCAACAACGUUACAUUUGCUGUCAAAGUUCUUGACCUGCAACAAACCAAAGCCGUUCAGAGUUUUCUUGCUGAAUGUGAGGCCUUGAGGAAUCUGAGGCAUCGAAACCUGGUGAAGAUCAUCACCUCAUGCUCGAGCAUCGAUCAUAAAAGAGAUGAAUUCAAAGCUUUGGUAUACGAGUUCAUGCCGAAUGGCAACCUAGAUAAGUGGCUAUAUCCAGAGGAUGAGGAAUCAGGGUUUUGUUUGACCUUGAUGCAAAGACUGAAUAUAUCCAUUGAUGUAGCUUCCGCCAUGGAUUAUUUGCACAACGACUGCGACCCGGCUGUUGUGCACUGCGAUUUGAAGCCUGCAAAUGUACUUUUGGAUGAAAAUAUGGCAGCUCAUGUGGGGGAUUUCGGCUUGGCGAGGUUCCUUUGUCAAAGGCCGUCCCAAAGGGAGAACAGCACAAUGGGAUUGAAAGGCUCGGUUGGUUACAUUGCACCAGAGUAUGGCCUAGGGAGCAAAGCUUCAACCAGUGGAGAUGCCUAUAGUUUUGGAGUUCUUGUGCUUGAAAUGUUCAUUGCCAAGAAACCAACUGAUGAGAUGUUUAAAGAAGGAUUAAGCCUGAACAAAUUCGCAUCAGCUGUGGAUAGAAAUCAAGUUUUUGAGACAGUUGAUCCAAGGAUAUUGAAGAACCAUGGAGGUUCAGAACAAAGCUCAUCAAACCCUAGCUCUAGUAAUGACAGCAGCAAUGGCGGCACCAGCAGCACUGACAGUGAUCACAUCUGCAGGAAAUAUGAAGAAUGUUUAGCAGCUGUUAUAAGAGUUGGAUUAAGUUGUGCAGCUCAAUCGCCCAAAGAUCGUUUACCCAUGAGAGAAACCUUGACAAAGCUGCAUGAUAUUAAGAAAAUUUUUCUUAAUUAACUACCCGGACGCAUUUAAUUUAAUUAAUAAUAAUAAUAUUCUGCAGACCGUUUAUGGAUUCAAUUUGUAUGUCAUUAUGUUUAUUUCAAGAAUUACGAAUUAUUAUGCAUUUAUAA